This is a messenger RNA of Linum trigynum, 2451 nucleotides long. Lineage: Eukaryota; Viridiplantae; Streptophyta; Magnoliopsida; Malpighiales; Linaceae. The record is from the annotation of a GenBank genome assembly.
UGAAGCUCUGAUAUGAAAAGAAUCUGAAGUCAUAGAACUGGUUGUGUGAUACGUGUCUUGUCCACCUUUUAACCAUGCAGCUUCCAUCUGAUGAAAUCAUUGUGGCUUCUCUUUUUUAGGAUUUAAUGGAGGUGUAACAGAGCUCCAGAAUUAGCAAGUUGUGCUGCUGAUGGAUCUGCCUUAGUUGUUGCCAACAGUUGAUAACAUUGGAUGAUAGUAGGAGUGAGUCGGACUUGUAAGAUUCAGGUGACGAUAAUGGUGUUGGAAGUGUAGGAAGGGCGGUGAUGACGGGGUAGAUUGGAAACUGACAAUAUCAGGAAAUACACUUCAUCUAAUGCCGCAUCGAAGUUCAGCAGAGCUGGUUCAACUGGAGUUGUUAACAGAAGGAUGCCAAAGAAGAAGCCUAAAAUUAUUGAGAUGCCUUGAAGCUCUCUUUCAAAUAGGCACUGGUUUGGAUUUUCAGUGUAGGUCUAUGGUCGCAGCAACUUGAAAUGGUGGAUUUGAGGAAGACGGUGGUGAAAUCUGGAACUGAGAUCACUGUAUGAAACUGCUGCAGCACCAGAUCCAGAUUGCUUCUAGUUAGUUGCAUUCUUCUUCCUUCCAUAAUUCUAGGGGACAGUUUUAAUUAUUAAUAUGAUUGUUUCGUUAGUAGGCUUGGUCGUCCAUGUUUUUUUCUUGGGUGGGUUUAGCCUAUUUCUGAACCAAAGGAUUUCCGUACAUACCAUCAAGCGAGAAUGCAGGGCUGCCACCAUUGCCGAUAGUCCUCUCUCCGAUCUUUGUUCCUAUUAAAUUAUCAUUCAGACAAUUGAUGCCUCUCGAGUAAACCUUUGAUGCUACCAAAAACAAAAAUUAGGCUCGAGAUCGAGAUGGGAAGCCUGUUCUUAAACCAGAUGAAGAAGCAAGCAUGUUCUUUCCUUCAAGAGAAGUACAAAACUGCAAGGCUGGCUCUCACCGACAUCACCCCAAUCGAAUUGUUGACUGAGGAAGCAACAAACAACGAACCAUGGGGUCCUGAUGCUAAAACCAUGACACAAAUCGCCGUCGCUUCAUUUGGUGUCGAUGCUUAUUGGAGAAUCAUCGACAUUCUUCACAAACGGCUGGAUACGGUAGACUGGAAGCAGUGGAGGCAAUCAUACAAGACACUGGUACUUCUGGAGUUCUUAAUGACCCAUGGCCCCGAGGAACUCGCCUACGAAUUCCAGAACGAUAUCGACAUCAUCGAAGAGCUCGGCACAUUCCAAUUCAUUGACGACAAAGGAUUCGACUGGGGAGCGAACAUGCACAAGAGAUCCGAAAGCAUCCUCAGCCUGCUCCGCGGCGGCGGGACUGCCCUGAGAGCAGCUCGCCUCAAAGCCCUGAAGAUCUCUAAGGAAAUCCAAGGGUUUGGCAGCUCCACUCCUUCUUCCGCCGCCGCCUCCUCCUCUCCGACCUCUCCUGCUGCCACGGCCACCCCGUCCUCCGCCGUCUCCAAUUCCUCCUUCGCCUCCGCGGGCUCCACGUUCGAGGACAUCUGCCGCAUCGAGAACCUUGCCCUCGCCGAGGAUCUAGACCAGCUGAACGACCCCGCAGCAGCUGAAUCACCCACACUUCAUAACGAUCAUGACAACAAUAACAACAGUGAUGAUACUAAUCAUAAUGAUCAUCAACCGGUGAAGACUCUGCGAUUGCGGACCCACCGCUGGGAAUGCGGCUAUCCAGUUCAGGAAAAGGGCUCUCUUUUGGACGUUGGUGAUGAUGAGGUUGAAGAUCGUAAGCCGUCCGAUCAACAAGGGCUUGUUGGCAGGUUUUGCGACAAGAUGAUGACUACUUCUCCCAAGAAGAACAAGGACUACGGUGAGAAGAAUGGUUACCAUAACAACGGCAACGACUUCAGGAGCUUUUCUGAUGUGGGCAAGUUCUUGAAGAAAAGAUACGAGCGCCAAUUUUCUAUGGGGUAUUGAUUAAUAACAUCUACAUGCGUUUUUCAGCCAGGUUAUAUAUGGAUGGAGAAGUUAUGGAAUGUUUUCUGUACAAUGGUAUGAACAUGAUCAGUCACCAGAAGGAGCUCUUAGAUCAGUUGAUUAUAAUGCUAUGGUGAGUAACAUUGUGUUAAGGUUUUGUAUGAGUAAGUAGGAAAUAUAUAUAUAUAGUAGAAGGGCUUUGAAUACUUGUAAUUGAUUUAUGUAUCAUGUGUGACAUUGACAACUAUUGUGUACUGUACAUCUAAGGUCUCCUGCUUCUUUAUUAAGUACUCAUGGCUUCUUUCCUUUUCUUUCUAUGUCACAGUUUUAAUAUAAUGGUGGCAACAAUUCUUUUAAGGUUUAAAAGAGCAACAAUCUUGGACAUAGCGAUAGCGUCUCUAGUAUCCUCUAGUUCAUUUUGUUGUAUCCAGCUCUCUACUCAGUCUGUCCACUGCCAUGCAGAACAACUGCACAGCACUUAAACGUCACGCAACAAAAACAGUGUAAGCCA